Messenger RNA from Galeopterus variegatus (Sunda flying lemur), 3203 nucleotides. It is a transcript of the gene RETREG1, whose product is annotated as family with sequence similarity 134, member B. The record is from RefSeq and is a predicted model, not a curated record. The transcript is spliced from 7 exons. Bases 388 to 1458 code for a protein of 356 amino acids. Gene Ontology annotation, cellular component: endoplasmic reticulum membrane. Gene Ontology annotation, biological process: reticulophagy; negative regulation of neuron apoptotic process. NCBI's taxonomy places the organism in Eukaryota, Metazoa, Chordata, Mammalia, Dermoptera, Cynocephalidae.
AUCCAAUGAAGGUUAAUAGCUGGGUGGUGACACCUUCUCACACGACUGGAGAGAAAAUGCUGGGCAACUGGACAGCGCUUGCUCCCAGCUGCCUGUCACGGUACUGGGAGUAAGAGGUGACCUAUUUAUUUUUAGAAGGGGGCAGUCAUAAUAACCUGGCUCUUAGCUUCAUUCAAGGCGGGCAGGCAGGCGCUUUGGAAGUUUGUAAACACCAACUUUCUGAGUAAAAAAGGAGAGCUUUUUUCCCAGAAGGAAAGAACUUCACUACUGGGGGUUUUCCCCUCCUGAUAUUCAACUACAGUGGAAAAGAAAGCAUCGUUUGGCCUCAUUAGCCGUAGUACGCAAGUGCUACCACCUACUCCAUAGUAGCAUUGUUGAAGGGCAGAGAUGCCUGAAGGGGAGGACUAUGGACCAGGCAAAAGCUGGGAAGUUAUCAAUUCCAAACCAGAUGAAAGACCCAGAUUCAGCCACUGUAUUGCAGAGUCAUGGAUGAAUUUCAGCAUAUUUCUCCAAGAAAUGUCUCUUUUUAAACAGCAGAGCCCUGGCAAGUUUUGUCUCCUGGUCUGCAGUGUGUGCACAUUUUUUACGAUCUUGGGAAGUUACAUUCCUGGGGUUAUACUCAGCUAUGUACUGUUACUCUGUGCGUUUUUGUGUCCACUGUUUAAGUGUAAUGAUAUUGGACAAAAAAUAUACAGCAAGAUCAAGUCAGUUCUGCUGAAACUAGAUUUUGGAAUUGGAGAAUAUAUUAAUCAGAAAAAACGUGAGAGAUCUGAAGCAGAUAAAGACAAAAGUAACAAGGAUGACAGUGAAUUAGACCUUUCAGCUCUAUGUCCUAAGAUUAGCCUCACGGUUGCUGCCAAAGAGUUAUCUGUGUCUGACACAGACGUCUCAGAGGUAUCCUGGACUGAUAAUGGGACCUUCAACCUUUCAGAAGGAUACACUCCACAGACAGACACUUCUGACGAUCUUGACCGACCCAGUGAAGAAGUUUUCUCUCGAGAUCUUUCAGAUCUUCCAUCUCUAGGAAAUGGCAUGGGAACAAAUGAUGAAGAUGAACUGAGCCUUGGCUUGCCCACUGAGUUCAAGAGGAAAAAGGAACAGUUGGACAGUGGCUACAGACCGAGCAAAGAGAGGCAGUCAGCAGCUGGUCUCACCCUUCCUCUGAGCAGUGACCAAACCUUUCAGUUGAUGAGCAACCUGGCUGGGGGCGUCAUCACAGCUGCAGUGACUGCCGCUAUCAAAGACCAGUUAGAGGGUGCUCAGCAAGCACUUUCUCAGGCUGCACCCAGCCCAGGAGAGGACACAGACACUGAAGAAGGUGAUGAUUUUGAACUACUUGACCAGUCAGAGCUGGAUCAAAUUGAGAGUGAAUUGGGACUUACACAAGACGAGGAAGCAGAAGCACAGCAAAGUAAGAAGUCUUCAGGCUUCCUUUCAAAUCUACUUGGAGGCCAUUAAUCUGGGAAUCAGCUUGCAAAAGAACACAGAUAAAAACCACCAAAAAAAGUUCAGUCAAGGAAAAAAAAAAAAAAGAAAAAAAAAUUGAACUGUAAGCUUUAAUGAUUACUUUAGAUUUUUUUGUUUUAUUUUCCCUUCUGCAGUGAAUUAAUUGUAUAUCAGCUGACACUGAUAGAUUGAUAUUUCUGAUAGUUAUUUUUAUGUAAUAAGCAUGGAAAUGAACUUUAUAUGUAUAUAUACACAUACUGUGUUGUCAGAGAUGAAUAUUAGGGUUUGUUUUUAAAGCAAAAAAAAAAAAAAAAAAAAAAAAAACCAAAAAACAAAACAGCAAAUUAUUAAGGUCCUCAUAUAAGUAUUCUUUAUUUUUUCUUUACAAUUAAUUUUUCAAGCAUGCAAAACAGUUUAUUGUUGUAACUCAUUGAAAAAUAUUAACAGUUAAUUAUGGAUACAUGCUGUAUCAGCUCCCUUACUCCUAAUACUUGGAAACAGUUUUUUUUUAAAAAAAUGAUAGAUUUUGAUGUAAAAAGACAAAAAUGAUCAAGGUAUCUUUAGUUGAAGCACUUAGGAAAUACUAUCAAAAUUAAUUUCCUAGGAAAAUUUUUAAAAAUAUAUUUAAAUGCUAUGGAUAGGCUGAAACAUUUCCAUGUUAUUUCUGAAGUUGUAGACUUAGGCUUACUUGUAAAAUGGCAUGCUCCGUUGACUGCCAUCUCUAGUCUCGCAAUGGGUGGUAUUAACCCCUAGAAAGCAAGUAGUUGUAUAGCACAUAGACGGUGGUUGUGAUGUAAACAGAGGCUCAGCUGUUUUGUUGUCAUAUGUUUGUAAGACGGAUGUUGUGAGUGCAGAUCUAUUCUGCCUGCUCAUGGUUAAGUUAAACUUCAUCUUUCAUAUUACGUUGUGGAAAAAGUCUCCUAAAAUUGUGAAACUAGUUCUUGAUAUGUUCUAUGAGUGAUGUGGUAUCAGCAAUAAAGAAAUAAUAACUCUGUUUUCUUAAUCUGUAUAGAUAGAGAGGAACCUGCUUGGCUUUAAAGUGCAUUUAUUUGCCAUCGAAGUCUAAAUGUGUAAUCUGUUUCUUACUGGGAAACUAGAAUAUAAUUUUUCCUUCAUUUUAAACUUUUUUAGAUCACCUUUAAAUAACCAAAUUUGACUUGUGAUUUUCAACAAAGGACUAAAAAGCAGAAACCAAGCUGGUUUUGUUUUGGUGGUAGAAACUUUUAGGUAGUAUUGAGGGACCAUGUCAGUAACUACCAAAAAUCUCUUAAUCUUCAGGUAUAGCUGGCAUUUCUGCAGAUGCAUACAGACAUCUGAGACCCUCAGAAAGGAAGGAUAAUCUAAGAAUAUAGGAAAUCUGUGUUUCCCUCUUUUCAUUUUAUCCCUUUUAUUUCUAAAGACUAAUUAUAGGUAAUCUGACAUUUUAAUGCAGCACUUCUUAUUUAUUUUUUCCUUCUUAGGUAUUAAAAUAUCUAGACUGAAUUUUGCCAAAUGUUAAGGGACGAAGUUACUCAAGACUUUGAACACUUGCUUUUUGUGAUCGACUGUGCUUAUGUGUCAUUAGUGCCUCAUAACUGUUUGAUGUCCUUUACUGAAACAAAGUGAGCCUGUGCCUUCAUUAUCUUGCCCAUUUUGGUACAAAUGGAAACCUGGUGUUAGAAAAUCUCUGAACUGUGUGGAUUUUGGAGGAAUAUACCUGAGUUCUAUUCAAUAAGAGUUUCUGGACAUGAAGAAAAAUACAGUCACAUAUUUAUAAA